AUGUCCUUCGUUUGCCGUAGCCUGACUCCCGUAAUGCGCCUUAGAAGGAAGUUCGAGCUUGUCCGGUUAGCGUCGCGGAGACGGCAACUUUGCGCCUCGCGGCGGCUUAGGCCUCAGCCUUUCGCUGCCACGCGUGUUAUGUUUGUUUUCUCUCGCUUUUACCUCAACUUUCGCUUAUCCAUGACUUCUUUUGUUUUCUUACCACCGCGCUCCCUAACGCCGUCAUGCCGCCUAAGUCGAUUUCGCCUUGGCCGGCAUUCCUUCGGAAGAACUGUUCGAAUACUCUACUCCAGGACAAACCUCUUGGCUCGCUCCCUCGCCGCAUCUGUCUCUGCUUCAGAUGUAACCCUUUAUCGCUCGCCGUACAUCGUAAAGGCCCAUCGUGUUUCGGCAGGCAGAUUGUUACUCCGCCACCUACUUACCUCUCUCUCUCUCUCUCUCUCUCUCUCUCUCUCUCUCUCUCUCUCUCUUUCUCUCUAUAUCUAUCUCUCUCUUGCUCUCUCUCUGUCUCUUUACCCGUUUCCUCUUGAUAUUUAUUUUAUCUUUCUUUACUUAUUUUCUUUCUCUAUCUUUGUCUCUCUAUUGCCUUUUCUUUCUUUUUUUCUUUCUUCUUUCUCUCUUUCUCUUCUGUUUUGCCUUUCUUUCCUUCUUUUUCACUUCAUUCUUUCUUUCUUUCUUUCUUUCUUUAUCGUUCGCCCUUCUCUUUCUUUUUUUUAUUUCCUUCUUUUUCCUUUAAGUAUCUAUUUCCAUUUUCUUUUCUUUUUUCUUCUUACUUCCUUUCUCUCUCGGUUUUGUCUCUAUUUCUCUUUCUUUCUUUCUUUCUUUCUUUCUUUCUUCUAA
Messenger RNA from Acanthosepion pharaonis, 840 nucleotides. The record is from the annotation of a GenBank genome assembly. Lineage: Eukaryota; Metazoa; Mollusca; Cephalopoda; Sepiida; Sepiidae.